UUGACAGUUAACCUCAAUCCUUUGGCAUCUUUCCUAAAUAUUUUUAUUUGGAAAUUUUGUAAAUUAAUUUACUACCAUGUCUUGUUUCACAAUGAUGUAUAGAGUUCUUUUUUGAGAUUUCAACUAGGAAAAUAUCAAUUGGGCGUUAUGUUCUUAUUCCUUUGGACGUUGGUUCUAUAUUAACCAAUUGUUAAUUUGUAUAAGUAUUUCAAUGGAAAAAGGAAGCAAUAGUCUUCUCUGGGAAAAAUUAGUGGAACAAUGAAAUUUCAUAGAAAUAUUAUACAUUAUGGUUUAGUGCCUCAUAAUAUUGGAUAAUGGUUUUCCCUGAAUUGAAUAGCACAAGAUUUCUACCUCUCGAUGAAAAUUCAAUGAAUGCCUUCUUAGCCUAGUAAUGGAAGUUAUAGUAUCCAGGAAAAUCAUUUUGGCUCUCUUUUUGUUAACAAUAAUAUCUUUCUACAUCACGUUUACCUUCAAUAGCUGCCUAGUUAAGAGUAUAAGCAAGUCAAUUCCACGGUGGAACCCAAUUGUUAUAGAUCAAAAUUCUUUGGACCAUUAUGCAACAAAUGUUCGGCUUGUUCCACUUCUAGAAAGCAAUGAAACAGACAUAUCUUCGAAAUAUAAAUAUUUUCAAGACCAAGGUAUGAGGCAAUUACCUAGUGCCCUGAUAAUUGGAGUUAAAAAAGGGGGUACAAGGGCAUUAUUAGAAUUCAUUAGAAUACAUCCUGAUGUCAGAGCUGCUGGUAGUGAGAUCCACUUUUUCGAUAAAAAUUACAUUAAAGGCUUUCAGUGGUACAGAUCUCACAUGCCUUCAACAUUAGAAGGCCAACAAACUAUAGAAAAAACCCCAUCUUAUUUCAUAACAAAAGAGGCACCGAAAAGGGUGAAUCACAUGAAUCCCUCCACUAAAUUACUUGUAGUUGUAAGAAAUCCUGUAACAAGAGCAAUAUCUGACUACACUCAGGCAGCUUCCAAAAGACCUGAGAUGGACAAAUUCGAAUCUUUGGUUUUUAUAAAUGGAACGAUAGGAAAUUUGAUUGAUACGUCAUGGGGCCCCAUUAAACUCGGAAUGUAUGCUAGAUAUCUCUCAAGGUGGUUAAAAUAUUUUCCUCUAUCUCAAUUCUUAUUUGUGAGCGGCGAAAGAUUGAUUUAUGAUCCAGCUGCUGAAUUACAUCGUGUUCAAAAUUUUUUAGGCUUGAAGCAGGUUAUCAAUGAAAAACAUUUUUAUUUUAAUGCGACAAAAGGUUUUCCUUGUCUUUUUAAGAGCGAGGGACAUAGUGCUCCACACUGCCUUGGUAAAACUAAGGGAAGAAACCAUCCAAAAGUUGAAAGAGCGGUUUUGCAAAGACUGAAAGAUUUCUAUAGACCUUUUAAUAAUAGAUUUUACCAAAUGACUGGGAUUAAUUUUGGAUGGUCGUAACUCGGUUUUUCCAUAGAUUUUGGAAAAUUAAUUAAUAUUUUCACCAUAGGAAUAUUAUGAUCUGAGUGACAUUAGUUUUUUUCAUAAGAAUUUAGUGAUAUUUAUCAGUAUUUGUUGAUUUUACAUUGUUGAAUUGUUGAUUGUUUUUAAUGUUAUUUGAAAGUAUUGAUCGUUUUAGUUGUUUGAUGACAGUUAUUUCGUUAUAAAAAAUAGUUAUGUACAAUGUAGUUAAUUUAUUAUUGGGAUAUUUACAUUUGAAUCUUGACUGAUACUUAAACUAUGUUUCGAAGAAACUCAUAGUUUAAAUACCUCAUGUACAAAUUAAACUCAUGGUUAUGUUUACAUCCAGGGUAGGCAAAAACCCAAAAUAAUCAGGUUGUUUUGAUGAUUUGCAUAGCAUUUUCUAAUUUUUUUUAAAUAAUUCAUUAAAAUUCUUUUGCGCCACUUCAAAAUUAUUUGGACAUUCAGUAUUGUUCUUGCCUCUCUUUACUUCUCAAUCGAAUUCUAUUUAACUUGUUAUUUCAGUCUUUUUUUAUUAUAAUUUGAUUUGUUUCCACAAAUUUUUUUCUCUCCAGAAUAAAAUUUUGUUAUAGCUUCUUUAUUGAGAAGCUUGAAGCCUUGCUCAACCAGGUUUUUAUAUACUAUCCUUUUUGAAUGUAAUAUUAUUAGUGACUAACGUAUACGCUUCAUAAAUACUAACUUGCUUAGUAUUACUUAGAAGUUAAUUUUAAUUUAUUUAAAAAAUAAAUUUAUGAAUGAAAAUGAGUAUCUUAGAUGAAAGGAAAUUCAAUUAAAAACAAUGUUUCUUCAGGCAAUAAAUGAAUACCAUAAUU
Molecule: messenger RNA, 2250 nt
Organism: Harmonia axyridis
Lineage: Eukaryota; Metazoa; Arthropoda; Insecta; Coleoptera; Coccinellidae
Gene: Hs3st-B
Product: heparan sulfate glucosamine 3-O-sulfotransferase 3B1
Exons: 4
Coding region: 392-1417 (341 amino acids)
Molecular function (GO): [heparan sulfate]-glucosamine 3-sulfotransferase activity
Source: RefSeq, a predicted model, not a curated record